Molecule: messenger RNA, 324 nt
Organism: Cotesia congregata
Lineage: Eukaryota; Metazoa; Arthropoda; Insecta; Hymenoptera; Braconidae
Source: the annotation of a GenBank genome assembly
AUGGUUAUGUAUCAAGGUCAGAAGAAUGAAUUGAAACGAUACAUAAACAAAUCUCGGAAUGAAAUUAAAUGUGCUGAAGAAAUAUUAGAUUUUAUAGAAUCCAAAAAAAUAACGUCCGUAGCCUGUUACAAAAAUUUGCUAGGCGAUUUAAAAAAAGAUUUACUAAAAAUUGAAAGCGAGGUAAAAGAAUUGCAAAAUGAAAUAACAGAAUUGUCGAAAAGACGCGAUGAUUUAAAACAUGAUAUUUUACAACAGCAAGAGAAACCCUACAUUUGUACCAAAGAACUGGACUUCAAUGUGAUAUCAAAUCAAAAACAGCUUUGA